AUGGCAAACUUAACCCUCCAGUCAAAGUACAAGUUGCAAUCGGGACAUGAGAUCCCUGUUCUCGGAUAUGGCGUUUACAUGAUUUCCCCAUCCAAGACCGAGAAGGCUACUGCAGAAGCCCUCGAUACUGGAUUCCGUCAUGUGGACUCGGCAAUCAUGUAUGGCAACGAGAAGCCAUGCGGAAACGCAAUCCUGAACUCUGGACUAGAUCGUUCGGAGAUCUUCUUCACGACUAAGAUCCCGCCUGAGUCUAUGGGCUACGAGUCGACCAAGCGAGCUAUCAUUUCAAGCCUACGACAAGCUGGACAGGAAUACUUUGACCUACUCCUCCUGCACGCACCCUACGGCGGCAAAGGAGCCCGCCUAGGCUCCUGGGACGCCCUAGUCGAAGCCCAAAAAGCCGGCAAGGCAAAGUCAAUCGGUGUAUCAAACUACGGAAUCCACCACCUGCAAGAGCUAGAAGCAUACAUCCAAGCUGGCGGAGGCGGCCAAAUCGACGUCGGUCAAUACGAGCUGCAUCCGUGGCUGGAUCACUCUGAUAUCGUGGAGUGGUGUCAGAGUAGGAAGAUUAUUGUUGAGGCUUAUUCGCCGUUGGCACAUGGGACUAGACUUCGAGAGCCUGUUUUGGUUUCUAUUGGGGAGAAGUAUGGGAAAACGCCGGCGCAGGUUUUAAUUCGGUGGAGUUUGCAGAUGGGAUUCGUGCCUUUGCCCAAGUCCGUUACGCCGGGGCGGAUUCGGGAGAAUGUUGAUGUGUUUGACUUUGAGUUGGGGGCUGCUGAGAUGGAGUUGUUGGACACUGGGGAAUAUGAGCCUACGGAUUGGGAUCCGACUGUUGAUUCUGAUUAA
Molecule: messenger RNA, 846 nt
Organism: Penicillium antarcticum
Lineage: Eukaryota; Fungi; Ascomycota; Eurotiomycetes; Eurotiales; Aspergillaceae
Product: aldo/keto reductase family protein
Exons: 6
Coding region: 1-846 (281 amino acids)
Molecular function (GO): oxidoreductase activity
Source: RefSeq, a predicted model, not a curated record